CCCGAUCCUUCUCCCUCAAACAACAGAGAUACAAAAAUCUCUUGCGCCUACUUCGACCGCACUGGGUCCCUCGUAUCUCCCCACAAACAACUAACAAAAGCCGAAAUAGCCCAACAAUUCGAGCUUCGGCACCGCGAUCUGCGCGACAUCGACCUCAAAUCUGAAUCCGUAACACGCAUUCUUGUCCGUCCCGCCACCAUCCUCCUCCAAUUCUUCGACCUCUGCAUGAUCAUUCAAGUCGACGAAGCUCUCCUGAUCAAUCUGCAUGACCCGCACAACCACCCCAAUGGCGCAGUGUACCACGAUUUCGAACGGCGUAUGUCAGUCAAAGAGACAGCCGAAGUCCCCGAGCUGCCCUACGAACUACGCGCCGUCGAAGCAGCCUUGAUGGCCGUCCUGUCCAUUCUCCGUGAGGACCUCCUCCAGGCACGACAGGACGCCGAACACAGCGCGGCACACCUCAAACUCGAGUCCGGUCUGGCGGCAGUCGGCCUCGACAUGCUCUUCGAGCACUCACGCCAACUCAGCAAGAUCGAGCAGAAAGCCCGUCUCGUGCGUGACACGCUGCGCGAAGUCCUCGAUACAGACGAGGAUCUGGCGGGAAUGUAUCUAACAGACCGGAAGGCGGGCAAACCCCAUGAGACCACCGACCACCAGGAGGCGGAGUACAUGCUGGAAGCGUACCACACGGCUGCUGACGCUCUUGUCGAGUCCGCGCGUGCAGCAAACAGCGUCAUUCGCAAGAAGGAGAACACAUUCCGAUCCAGUCUGGCCGUGCAAAGAAAUCAGAUCAUGUUUCUUGAAGCCAAGAUUGCGAUCCACACACUCGGUCUCGCUGCUGGAACUUUGGUAGCGGGUCUGUUUGGUAUGAAUCUGGUCAACUUCGUCGAGGAGGCGAGGUACGGUUUCGUCAUGGUGACCGGGGCGUGUGUGGUCAUCAGUGCGAUCUUCUCGGUCUAUGGGAUGAGGAACAUACAACGGAUACAGAGGUUGAAGGACAUU
This is a messenger RNA of Exophiala viscosa, 1002 nucleotides long. RefSeq lists its product as uncharacterized. Gene Ontology annotation, biological process: mitochondrial magnesium ion transmembrane transport. The annotation marks the transcript as partial. Lineage: Eukaryota; Fungi; Ascomycota; Eurotiomycetes; Chaetothyriales; Herpotrichiellaceae. The transcript has a single exon. Gene Ontology annotation, molecular function: magnesium ion transmembrane transporter activity. Gene Ontology annotation, cellular component: mitochondrial inner membrane. The record is from RefSeq and is a predicted model, not a curated record.